This is a messenger RNA of Vitis riparia (riverbank grape), 2217 nucleotides long. RefSeq names its product transcription factor bHLH78. The coding region runs from base 315 to 1856 and encodes 513 amino acids. Gene Ontology annotation, cellular component: nucleus. Gene Ontology annotation, biological process: regulation of transcription by RNA polymerase II. The transcript is spliced from 7 exons. Gene Ontology annotation, molecular function: RNA polymerase II cis-regulatory region sequence-specific DNA binding; DNA-binding transcription factor activity, RNA polymerase II-specific; protein dimerization activity. Lineage: Eukaryota; Viridiplantae; Streptophyta; Magnoliopsida; Vitales; Vitaceae. The record is from RefSeq and is a predicted model, not a curated record.
CCCUCAAAUGCCCAAAACACACAAAAGACUUUUGCUUUUGCUAUUUAAUAUGAAGCAAGCCAGACCUUGAGACAAAACACUGAGACCACAACCUCUUUUUGAUUAUCAUAUUGCAUUCCUCCCAUGUCUUCUUCUUCUUCCUCUUCUUCUUCUUCUUCUCCUUCUUCUUCCUUUUCUUCUUCCUCCCACUUUCCCUUCAACUAAACCUCAAACCCCCCAAACUCCACACCCUCGCCAAUUCCUCUCUCUCUCUCUCUCUCUCUUACUCCGGAAUCUCUCCAAUCCUCGUUUAUUUUUUUCUUUCUAAAGAUACUAUGCAGCCUUGUAGUAGAGAAAUGCAAGCCAUCAACUCUCUCCUAAACCCGUCUCAAAUCUCUCUUCAAGACCUCCAAAAUGGUCAUCAUCAUCAUCAUCAUCAUCAACAUCAGCAGCAGCAGCAGCAGCAGCAGCAGCAUCACCCCCAGAUCCCUAACCCUUCUCAGAUUCAGCUUCCCAAUACCCACUUCGAUUCCUCUUCCCAGGACGACUUUUUCGAGCAAAUGCUCUCUACUCUCCCCUCUUGGUCUGACCUCCCCGCAAACCCUAAAUCUCCCUGGGAACUCAAUGCUUCCAACCCUAUCUCCAUGCCUUCCAACAAGUCUAGGGAUUUGUCCGACGAUACCACGCCGUCUAAUCCGGACAACGUUCAGUUCGCUUUCGACGAGUCCGCCAUGUUGGCCUCCAAGCUCCGCCAGCACCAGAUCAGCGGGAACUCGUCGGCGGCCAAGGCGGCGUUGAUGCUUCAGCAGCAGUUGCUUUUGUCACGAGGCGUCGCCAUGGGUAGGUCCCCGUCGAAUGGGUCCGGGGCCGGUGAGUCCGGCCUUCUUCAACUGCCUUUGUCACUUAGCAACGGGGAUUCUUGCCUCGUUGACCGAUCACAAAACGACGUCGUUGAUGGGUCCUCCUCCUUCAAAUCCCCCAAUCAGGGAGGAGACGCUUCAGUUCAAGCUCUCUACAAUGGCUUCGCCGGAGCUCUUCACGGCUCCGGUCAAGCCUCCAACCAAGCUCAGAAUUUCCACCAUCCUCAGGGUGGAUCAAUGCAGGCACAGAACUACGGAGCUCCGGCGACUGUGAUGAACCAGACACCGGCGACUGGCUCGGCGGGUGGUGCUCCAGCACAGCCCAGACAGAGGGUGAGGGCAAGAAGGGGUCAGGCAACUGACCCACACAGCAUCGCUGAGAGAUUACGUAGAGAGAGAAUUGCAGAGAGAAUGAAGGCACUGCAGGAACUGGUUCCCAAUGCCAACAAGACGGACAAGGCUUCAAUGCUGGAUGAGAUCAUCGACUAUGUCAAAUUCCUGCAGCUCCAAGUGAAGGUACUCAGCAUGAGCAGGUUGGGCGGUGCCGCAGCUGUUGCUCCCCUCGUUGCUGAUAUGUCCUCUGAGGGAGGUGGUGACUGUAUACAGGCUAGUGGGACAAGCGGCCCUACAGGAGGAAGGGCAACGAACGGAACACAAACAGCCACAUCAAACGACAGCCUCACAGUGACGGAGCACCAGGUGGCCAAGCUCAUGGAGGAGGACAUGGGUUCCGCCAUGCAGUAUCUUCAAGGCAAAGGCUUAUGCCUUAUGCCCAUCUCCCUCGCCACUGCCAUCUCCACCACUACCUGCCACUCCAGGAACCCCAUGGUGGCUGCUGCCGCCGUCGCCGCCUCCAACAUCAACAACGGCAGCCACGCUAACCCACUCCUACCUAAUUCCAACGCCGAUGGCCCCUCCUCCCCCAGCAUGUCCGUCCUGACCGUGCAGUCAGCCACCAUGGGGAACGGCCUGGCCGACGCGCCCGUAAAAGACGCUGCCUCCGUUUCCAAGCCCUGAUCACCUGCCGCACUUACUUUACUAGUCCGGUAGUGGGUAGAUGUCGGCCGUCAAAGUCUAGGGAAAUAAGGUGGUGGUGGUGGUGGUGGCGGUGUUGUAACGAGACUAGCUUAUUUACGUAGACUUUGGCUCUUCUCAUCAGCUAAGCUAACUACUACUAGUAAGUAGUAUUGAGUAUCACAACAAUACCCUAGUCCCUUUUCCUACUAAUUAUCAUCAUUUCUUUUUUUCUUUUUUAAUUAAAUGAUGAUAUUUAUUAUUUUUGUAAGUGUAAGCCAUGAAUAUGAUGUAUGACGAUGUCUGAUGUGGUAUUUAGCAGCUCGGAUGAAGUUGCCCGUUAUAUGAUAACUUAUUACGAAAA